Colletotrichum spaethianum is the source of this 246-nucleotide messenger RNA. RefSeq lists its product as uncharacterized. NCBI's taxonomy places the organism in Eukaryota, Fungi, Ascomycota, Sordariomycetes, Glomerellales, Glomerellaceae. Bases 1 to 246 code for a protein of 81 amino acids. The record is from RefSeq and is a predicted model, not a curated record. The transcript has a single exon.
AUGUGUGACUGGGAGGAAUUCCUCUUCACCUGCAACCACUCGAUUGUCCGGCUGAAGUCGUAUUGCCACUUCGCCCGCAACGACCCGAACCACCAAUGCUUCGGCGUGAAGGUUCUCCGCAACUCGUGGCAACAAAGCGUCCCAUGCAAUAACUGCAUCUCGGUCUGGCAGGACCAGGAACGCUCUCAUUUCGUCGCCAGGUUCAACCGAGAAGAGUGCAUUGGCGAUCAGAGCCGCCGUCGUUGA